CGCGGUCGUGGGGUGCGCGCUCCGCAAGUAUACGCGUAUUUAUAUUUCUGAGAGGUUUUAAUUUAUUCGUUAUGAAUGCGGUAGUAAAAGACUGAACAUAAGCUGUGGAUUGGAGCAGCACACCAUCUGGCACCUUCCCUUCUCUUAACCAUGCUGUGGUAUUCAGCAUUUAUCUACAGUGUGAUUCGGUGGGGCUCGGCGUGGGCGCUGGUGUGCACCGGAAGUGAUUUUUCCUGUGACGGCGGCAGCCAGUGUCUGGCGCCGCGGAAGCUGUGCGACCAGUCUGCCGACUGCGCUGACGGCAGCGAUGAGGGCUCGUGCGAGGCCGGCUCGCGGGUGUGUCCGGCCGGCCAGACGCCCUGCAGCGACCACCGGCUGUGCGUGCACCUCGACUGGCGCUGUGACGGCGUGCCCGACUGCCCGGACGGCUCGGACGAGAUGGGAUGCGCCGCACCGCAGCGCAGACGCUGUGUGCCGGGCCAGGUGCAGUGUCGGGGUGACGGCCGCUGCCUGGACGUGCUGUACCGCUGUGAUGGCACCCCGGACUGUGAGGACGGAUCCGACGAGAUAGGCUGCGCAGCGCCGUCGUCGCCGUGCGGCCGGGACGGUUUCUGGUGUCCGCACCGGUCGUUCUGUAUCGCCGCGUCUCAGCAGUGUGACGGCCGGGACGACUGCGGGGAUGGCUCGGACGAGUUUGGCUGUAACAUCACCUGUCCUGUGGGAGGGAUGAGGUGUCAGACGAUGUGUAUCGAGGCCAGCUGGGUUUGUGACGGCAGCCCGGACUGCGCUGACGGAAGGGACGAAGAGGGCUGUGCGACACUGGAGCCGCCGCCGCCCUGUGCCGCCGACCAGUUCACCUGUGAUAGCGGCAUGUGUAUUCCGAUGGAGGACCACUGUGACAGCCAUCCCGACUGCGCGGCCGGUGAGGAUGAGCGCGACUGUGAGCCAAACUGCGCUCCCGAGCUGUUCCGAUGUCCCGACGGCACGUGCCUGCCUCAGGAGCAGGUUUGCGACGGCGUGCGACAGUGCGCCUGGGGACACGACGAGGACGACUGCGCCCACCUGGCCCAGUGUCCGCCGUCGGCCCGCUGCGAACACCACUGCAUCGGCCUGCCCUCGGACACAGCACCCAACUGCACCUGCCGGCAGGGAUACGCCCUCCAGGCCGACCGCGUCAGUUGUAAGGACGUGGACGAGUGCGCUCUGUCGCGACCGUGCGGUCACCGGUGUGUGAACACGGACGGCAGCUAUCGGUGCAGCUGCGCAGACGGUUACCAGCUGCGCUCGGACGGGCAGACGUGUCGCGCCGGGGCGCCGCCCGCCUCCCUGCUGCUCGCAGAUCGGCACGCCAUCGAACAGGUUCGGGGACAAGUGCGGGGCUUCUCUGAGCACGCCGCUGCGGGUCUAACCACGAACGGAGCGCCGGCCGCGCUGACGCACAAAGGUCUGGCCAACGCCGUCUACCUGGACUUCCACUUCAACAAGGGCCUGCUGUUCUGGAUGGACACGGCGCAGAACGUCAUCUACCGCUCCCUCAUCUCUGGGAACUCGCCGCCAACCACGGUGGUGUACGGCGGCCUGCUGCACCCGGUCGGUCUGGCAGUCGACUGGCUGCACGACCUCCUCUAUUGGGCUGACGAGCGGCAGAGUGUCAUCGAGGUCAGUCAGCUGGACGGUCGGCAGAGGCACGCCGUCAUCACCGAGGGACUGGACCGGCCGCGCGCACUCUGUCUGCACCCCGAGCGGGCGCUGCUGUUCUGGACAGACACCGGCGAGGAGGCUCGUAUCGAGCGUUCGCACGGUGACGGCGGCGGCCGGCGGACCAUCAUUAGCGAGGAUCUGUUCUGGCCGAACGGACUGACCAUCGACUAUCCGACGGAGCGUCUGUACUGGAACGACGCCAAGCUGAACAGCAUCUCCAGCUGCCUGCUGGACGGCUCUGAUCGGCAGCAGGUGGUCCGUCGCGGCGCGCCCCACCCGUACGGACUUACCGUGUUCGAGGACACUCUCUUCUGGACCGACUGGAAGACGCACGCACUGCACGCGGCCGACAAACGACACGGGAACCGUGCCCACGCGCUCCGUACUGGUCUGGAGCACCCAAUGGAUGUGCGCGCCGUACACCCGCUCCGCCAGCCGGGCGCACGCAGUCGCUGCCUGCCCGCUGCCGGCUGCUCCCACCUGUGCCUGCCGCGGCCGGACGGUCAUACGUGCGCCUGUCCCAGCGGCCUACGGCUGAAAACUGGAAGCACCUCUGACUGCGAGUCGGAGCCGGCCACCGGUCUUCUGGUGGCCUCCAACGGCACGCUUCAGGUGGCACCAGUGCUGGGCGGCGGCCGGUGGCACCUGGUACCGCUGCUGGGCCCCGGCCGGCCGUCGGCGGCCGCCGCCGACCGCCGACACACGCUCUACUGGGCGGACGCGGACGGUGGUUGUCUGCGCAGCGCCUUCUGGAACGGAUCCCAGCACCGGUGCCUGGUGGACGCCAACCUCGGUAACAUCACCGGCCUGGCGGUGGACUGGCUGUCGGGCCUGCUGUACUGGGCUGACGCCGGCCUGCGGCGGCUAGAAGUGGCCCGGACCGACGGCCGACACCGGCGGCUGCUGGUGGCCGACGGUAUCGACAGCCCCACCUCGCUGCUGCUCAACCCGACCGCCGGUGUGAUGUUCUGGUCGGACGCCGGCGGCUCCUCUGCCCGUAUCGAGCGGUCCGCCAUGGACGGCUCGGGUCGCUCGGUCCUGCUGCGCGGUGGACAGCUGGCGGCGCCCACUGGACUGGCUCUGGACGAAACCGCCACCACAAUCUACUGGUGCGACGAGAAACUCGGCACUGUGAGCGCGGCGCGUCUGACGCCGUCGGGCGGCGCCGGUCCGGUCCGCACCCUGUACUCGGGUCAGCGGCGGCCCGUGGCACUGGCCGCCGCCUCUGGACGCCUCUUCUGGCUGCUGGCCGGAGCAGAGACGGUGGUGAACGCCAGCGGCAGCCCCGGCGGUCCGCCGCCGACCCCACUGUCAGCCGCCCUGGGCCCGCCGCUGGCUCUGGCGGUGCUGGGAGCGGGACACGGCCCCGGUGACGGGGAGAGCCCGGUCGGUCCGUGCGGUACGGAUAACGGCCGCUGCUCGCACCUGUGUCUGCCGACUCCCAACGGACCCGUCUGCAGCUGUCCCACCGGUGUACCGAUGUCCUCUGACGGCCGGAGCUGCCAGUCGGGUCCCGCUCUCAGCCUGGUGUUCAGCCGCGGCUGGGAGGUGCGCCGACUCUCGCUGACGGAGCCGGCCUCCGUGGAUACGGUGCUGCCCCUGCCGCGCUCCGCACACGUCACCGCCAUGGCCUGGGACCCGCGCACAGACCGCCUGCUAUACGCUGACGCCGGUGGCGGCCGGCGUCGAAUCAUCAGCAGCUCCAUGGACGGACUCAAGUCUCACGUCAUCGUUGCACACGAUCUGGGUGACGUGGCAGACAUAGUCAUCGACGACAUCGGCGGCAAGAUAUUCUGGACGGACCGGACGCGCGCCAGUGUGGAGGUGUGCUCGCUGGACGGCCAGCUCCGUCAGCUGGUGGUACACAGUCGGCUGCGCAGUCCGCGCGGCCUGGCGCUCUCCCACCGUCACGGGCUGCUGUUCUGGUCCGACUGGGGCCGGCCGCAGCAGGUCGAGAGCGCAUGGAUGGACGGCACGCACCGCACUGUGGUGGUUGCGGAGGGCGUUGGUCGUCCGUGCGGUCUGGUGGUGGAUGCGUCCUCCGACCGGCUGUUCUGGGUCGACCACCAGCUGGGCACCGUCGAGUCGGCCGCCCUCAACGGUUCAGAGCGGGUCACACUGGUCUCCGACCUGUCCCGUCCGUCCGGACUGGCCGUCCACCACGGUCGGCUCUACUGGACUGAGGAGACUGGGGCAGAGGGCGCCGACGGCGGCUCCGUCCGCGCCCGGGAUAUCUCCGACACCUCAGCGACGCCCGAGACCCUCACCCGGCCGCUCUCCAACCUGGGACACAUUAUGAUGCUGGAGCGUGACGCGGCCAUGCUGCGUUACGUGUGUGGCGGCGGUGACAACGGCGGCUGCUCGGGCCUCUGCCUGCGCAUCCCCACGGGCCGGAGCUGUGUGUGCGGUACCGGUCUGGUGCCACAGCCGACCGACGCCGGAGCCACCUGCCCCGACCGGCCGGCGAGAAUGCUGCUCUACCUGACACUGAACAGCGUGGCGCGUGUGUCUCUGGACGUGAGCCAGCCGUGGGACGUGACGUUGCCGGUGACGGACGUCUACAACGCUGCGCAUCUCGACUUUGUGGCCGAGGAGAACGCCGUCGUCUAUUCGGACCGGCGACUGAAUCAGAUCAGGGUGGUGGACAUCCGCACGCCGGCCACCACCCCGCCUCGCACGGUGCUCGAGUCGGCCGACGUAUGGCCCGAGGGGGUGGCCGUCGACCGGUCGGCUCGGCUGGUGUUCUUCACGGAGGCGCGGGGCCCCAGUGUGUCUGUGGUGGCGCUGAGCGGCUGCUGCCGCCGGCGGCUGAUCGCUGACGGCCUCUCCCGGCCCGGCGCCGUGGCGGUGUGGCCCCCGGCCGGCCUGCUGGUCUGGGUCGAGCAGCAGGGACCGCCGCGUAUAGAGUCGGCCAGACUGGAUGGAUCCGAGCGGCGGCGGCUGGUCACCGAGAGGCUGUCGGCGCCCACCGGGCUGGCGCUGGAGGGGGACAGGAUGUACUGGGCGGACUCUGAGCUGCACACGCUCGAGUCUGCCGACCUGGCCGGCGGUAACCGGCGGGUGCUCGUCUCCAGCGCCGGACACCCCUUCGGUGUCACCGUGAUGGGUGACUGGCUGUACUGGAGUGACUGGGGCACACACAGUCUAGAGCGGGUCGGGAAGGUGGACGGCAGCCAGCGGGGCACCGUCAGGGACAAGCUGGAGCGCAUAAUGGACGUGGUGGCUGUAUCUACUGGUCGACCGGCCGGCUCCACCCCCUGUGCCCAGGAGAACGGCGGCUGCUCACACCUGUGUCUGUACCGCGGCGGAGGGAACCUGGUGUGCGCCUGCCCGGACACACCGGACGGUCGGGCGUGCGACACCACACCGCACUAUCAGAGCCAGCCGAGCACCGCCGCCGGUCUGAGCGGGGUCAGCACGGCGCUGCUGGCCGCCGGCGGGCUGCUGCUGCUGCUGCUCGCCGUACUGCUGGCCGUGCUCUUCAGACGCUCACGGAUGGCGCAGCGUGCCCCGGACCGAGAGGCCACCCUGACCUUCAGCAACCCCACGUACAACUCGUCGGCGUCUGACUUCAGCAGCGAGAAACGCUUCUCGUGGAGGAAGGCCAAAUAUGACAGGUCCCAGGAGCCGCCGCCGGCCGGCCAGUCGUCCGGCACGGCUUCCCUGGAGGCUGCCGCGCUCAUUAACGGUGUGAUGGCGGACCACAACAGCUCGACGCCGCUGGCCAGCUCCCCGAGCCUGCAGCACUGAGCUGGCUAUGAUGGCCCA
Amphibalanus amphitrite is the source of this 5469-nucleotide messenger RNA. Its product is annotated as low-density lipoprotein receptor-related protein 4-like. The record is from RefSeq and is a predicted model, not a curated record. Bases 151 to 5451 code for a protein of 1766 amino acids. The transcript has 33 exons. Lineage: Eukaryota; Metazoa; Arthropoda; Thecostraca; Balanomorpha; Balanidae. Gene Ontology annotation, molecular function: calcium ion binding; protein binding.